Echinops telfairi (small Madagascar hedgehog) is the source of this 2232-nucleotide messenger RNA. It is a transcript of the gene IMMP1L, whose product is annotated as inner mitochondrial membrane peptidase subunit 1. The transcript has 7 exons. Gene Ontology annotation, cellular component: membrane; mitochondrial inner membrane peptidase complex. Lineage: Eukaryota; Metazoa; Chordata; Mammalia; Afrosoricida; Tenrecidae. The record is from RefSeq and is a predicted model, not a curated record. Bases 227 to 739 code for a protein of 170 amino acids. Gene Ontology annotation, molecular function: serine-type endopeptidase activity.
CUUCGCUUCGGCGCCAACCAAUCGCCUGGCGCGUUGCUGACAAGUACGAUCUGCCCCAGCACUGGCGGACUUCCGCGGGGCCCAGGUUUCCUGAAACCAUGAAUCCACCACAUAUGUUUUGAGAUAUGCUUUAGAUGUUUUUUCUGGAGGCCUUGCAACUACCUUCAAAAGUGAAUGUUCUGUAGAAAAGACCUGUGGCCAAUGGUGGCAGACUCUACAUAGAAGUAUGCUUCGUGGUGUUCUGGGAAAAAGUUUUCGACUUGUUGGCUAUACUAUUCAGUAUGGCUGCAUAGCUCAUUGUGCAUUUGAAUACGUUGGUGGUGUUGUCAUGUGUUCUGGACCAUCAAUGGAGCCUACAAUUCAAAAUUCAGAUAUUGUCUUUGCAGAAAAUCUUAGUCGACAUUUUUAUGGUAUUCAAAGAGGUGACAUUGUGAUUGCAAAAAGUCCAAGUGAUCCCAAAUCAAAUAUUUGUAAAAGAGUAAUUGGUUUGGAAGGAGACAAAAUCCACACCAGUAGUUCAUCAGAUUUCUUUAAAAGCCAUAGUUAUGUGCCCAUGGGCCAUGUUUGGUUAGAAGGUGAUAAUCUACAGAAUUCUACUGAUUCCAGGUACUAUGGACCUAUUCCAUAUGGAUUAAUACGAGGACGUAUUUUCUUUAAGCUUCCAUCUCCAAGAUUCUGUUCUAAACUGGAAAUGGCAAGGUCCAAGCGCUCCCUCCACACUUCAGUCUGUUGUGGUUAGGCACCAUCGAGUGCAUGCGAGUGCAGAGCAACCUCAGCACUGGAGAAACCAUAAUCAUGACCGGAGCUGAUCAUCAGGUCUUUUUCCCACAGAGCCACUGGGUGAGUGCAUUCUGCCAUCAGGACACACUCUCUUCACUACAGCCAUAGGCGUUUAAAAAUACAAGGCCAGGAAUGGAGUUGAGUCUUCUGCCUUUAAAGCCAUCCUUUUUCUACAGUCGUCACUCAGCCUGCCUUAUUAACUCUGAGAUAACUUCACACAUGUCUAUAUCCACACUUCCUCAUGAAGGAGCUAGAUUCGCGUUAUUCAUAAAGAUUCUAAUAACCCUAAAUUUGAGAUAGCAGGUAGAAACCAACUAUUUUCUCAGCAAACAAAUAUACUACUAAAACAAGAGGAAAAAGAAUUUUUGUUGAGCAGAGGAAACAGGAAACUAAUUACGUUUUCAAAUGGAAAUUAACAAAAUACAAUCCCUAAUCUAAGUAUUUUUGUGGGGGUUAGUCUGUAAGUACAAAUUGUAAAUAAAUACAAAUUACUAAAUUUUCUAUUAAUCUGAAGUGGCUUUGCUACAUCAUCUCUUAUUUUGUAAGAACAUAGAUAGCAUAAACAUUUAAGCUUUAUAUUUGCUUGGCUACACACUCCUCCACAUGUCUGAAUACAUAGUUAUAGGGUUCCACGUAAUGGCUAAUUUCAGGUAGAGUGAAGGAGUUCUAUAACUAGUGAACACGUAUCACAGGAAAUCAGGUUAACAUCUUUUGCUUCAUCCUUGGAAACACUAUAUUUUCCACCACAUCGGCAGCUCAGAAAGUAAGAGCAAUCAUCUGCAAAAAUAAAAAGGGAAGAAAAAUAAAGGCAAAUUCCCUGAAAGAAAUGGCAAAACAAAUAGCAGCUAUCUGUGCCCCCAAAAGGCUUGACUUGGUCCUAUUUCUUGAUACCUGUGACUUUGACCUUGUUUGGAAACAGAGUACUCGAAGGUACAAUGAAUUAAGAGGAGGUCAUACUGGAGGAGGUGAGGAAGGAGGAAGAUAAGAGACAGACAUAUUGUGAAGAGCACCCGAUGACAAUGGAGGCAGAGAUGCGAGUUAUGCUGCCAGAUACCAGGCCAACACCUAAGGUUACUAGCAGCCGAUAGACAAGAAAAUAUUAAUUUCCAAAUAGAGCUUCAGAGCGCCUAGUCCCACCAACAGCCUCACUUUGGACAUCUAAGAUUUGGAAUCCACUCAAUGGCAAGGAGUUAGAGCCCGCAGAAUUGUCAGAGAAUGAGUAUCUGUUGUUUUAUGCCUCUGCUUUCCUGCCAAUUUUUUUAUGAUAGUGCUAGGAAACUCAAGCAUUCAGUUAAGAAAAACUGUACUUAAAAGAGAACUAGAAAAACAAUGAAAGGGGGGUAGGUGGUUUCUAAAAAUUACCUACAAUCUUUAUCUGUAUUCUUUUGUCUAAAACAGGCGCCCUCAAACUACGGCCUGCGGGCCACAUGCGGGGCCCGCCUUGGACAUUUA